UAUCUGAGUUGUCAAGAGGUUCGAAAGAUAAGUCAAACUUGUCGCCAUCUUUCGCUAUCAGACAAAGAAACUAAGUGCGGUGUCUGGAAAAUUAGGAAAGAAAUCACUAACCUUGGCCUUGAAGUAAUUGAUCGAUGAUUAGUUUCUUCAGGCAAUUGCUAAGAUCAUGUUCCUCAAGGAUUUGUUCUUCCUUCUCCUCUUCUUCCACCUCAACCUCGCAGCCUUCGCCGCCGGCGCAUCUGAUGAUCAGUUUACCUUCAACGGAUUCGUCGGCGCGAACUUGACUCUCGCCGGCGUCGCGUCGGUAACGCCCGGCGGCCUCCUGGUGCUCACCAACGCAACAAAGGAUAUCAUGGGCCACGCGUUCCGCCCUUCCAAGCUCGACUUCAGAAACCAUUCUAAUGGUAUCUCGGUCCUCUCCUUCUCCACCACUUUUGCUUUCGGCAUCGUCUCCGAGGACCCCAAUCUCAGCGGCCAUGGGAUCGCCUUCGUCGUCUCUCCCACGGAGGAUUUCUCCCUAGCUACAGGAGGCCAGUACCUGGGCAUCCUAAACUUGAGCCACAAUGGCAAUUCCACCAAUCGCGUCUUCGCGAUCGAGCUCGACACCAUCCUCAACCCUGAAUUCAGCGACAUCAACGACAACCACGUCGGAAUCGACAUCAACAGCUUGAUGUCCAAUUCGUCGUCGCCUGCCGGUUACUACGCCGACGGCAGCGGACUGCACACCAAUUUAACGCUCAUCAGCGGCCAAAGUCUGCAAGUUUGGGUUGACUAUGACGGCGGAGAGAUGCAGCUGAAUGUCACCUUAGCUCCGAUCCCCAUGGCCAAACCACAGAAACCUCUCUUGACGGAGCACAUUAAUCUCUCUUCGAUUUUCUCAGACUCCAUGUUCGUCGGCUUCUCAUCGUCCACCGGCCCUUUCCUAACCCACCACUGCAUUCGCGGUUGGAGUUUCAGCACGAACGGCGCAGCUCCAGCUCUGGACUACUCCCUGCUUCCUCCACUCCCUCGUUUACCGUCGACCGGCAGAUCAAGAGUCUUGGAGAUCGUGCUGCCUCUGGCUUCGGCCGCAGUGGUCCUGAUCUUCCUUUGCAUCGUUGUGCUCGCCGUGAGACGGAGGAUGAAGUAUGCAGAGGACCUCGAAGACUGGGAGCUCGAGUACAGUCCUCGCAGGUUCUCGUACAAAGAUCUGUACGACGCCACCAAUGGCUUCAGGGACAGGGAGCUGCUCGGCGUCGGCGGAUUCGGGAGGGUCUACAAGGGGCUGCUGCCGAGCUCCAAAUCGGAGGUCGCCGUGAAAAAAGUGUCGUACGAGUCGAAACAGGGCAUAAGGGAAUUCAUAGCAGAGAUUGUGAGCUUAGGCCGUCUCCGUCACCGGAAUAUCGUGCAGCUGCUCGGCUACUGCCGUCGCCGGGGAGAACUCAUGCUGGUCUACGAUUACAUGCCCAAUGGAAGUCUGGACAAGCUCCUGCACGGCCAAGCCAAGCCUGGUUUGGACUGGGCGACUCGGUUUCGGAUCAUCAGAGGCGUGGCGGCGGGCCUCCUCUAUCUGCACGAGGACUGGGAGCAAGUCGUCGUCCACAGAGACAUCAAGGCCAGCAACGUGCUACUCGACGACGAGAUGAACGGGAGGUUGGGCGACUUCGGCCUCGCGAGACUCUACGAUCACGGAACCGAUCUGCAAACCACCAGCAUCGUCGGAACGAUGGGGUACCUCGCGCCUGAGCUUGCUCGGACCGGCAGGGCUUCCGCCAGGACCGACGUGUUUGCGUUUGGGAUCUUCGCGCUGGAAGUUUCGUGCGGGAGGAGACCGGUGGACUCGGGCGGCACCGGCGACGGCGACCAGGAGCUGGUGCUGGCGGAUUGGGUGCUGGAGCACUGGCGGAAGGGAUCGAUAGCUGCGGCGAGGGAUCCGAGGCUCGAGGAGGAGUUCGCAGAGGAGGAGGUGGAGCUGGUGCUGAAGCUCGGGCUGCUGUGCGCGCACCCGCUGCCCACGCGCAGGCCGAGCAUGCGCCAGGCAGUGCGGUACUUGGAGGGCGGCGCGGCGGCGCUCCCUGAGCUGCUGCUGCCGGCGGACAUGGACGAGAGUUUCAGCGCUGGUCUUGCUCUGCUCCACAGCGACGGCUUUGAUGACUACGUCAUGUCGUAUCCGACCAUGUCGUCUCUGGCCACUGCCUCUACUGUUUCUGUAUCAGUGCCAUAGAUGAUUCAAGCUCACUCCGUCAAUGGCGUCAAACCACCAAAAAUUGAUUAAAUAGUUUGAAUUAAAACAAAUAAACAUAUAUGAGAUGCCUUUUUUUCUUCAUAUUUUGAAAGGACGGUAUUUCAUUGGUUUACUUUUA
Messenger RNA from Zingiber officinale, 2342 nucleotides. RefSeq names its product L-type lectin-domain containing receptor kinase SIT2-like. Gene Ontology annotation, cellular component: plasma membrane. Lineage: Eukaryota; Viridiplantae; Streptophyta; Magnoliopsida; Zingiberales; Zingiberaceae. Bases 167 to 2203 code for a protein of 678 amino acids. Gene Ontology annotation, biological process: protein phosphorylation. The transcript has a single exon. The record is from RefSeq and is a predicted model, not a curated record. Gene Ontology annotation, molecular function: protein kinase activity; ATP binding; carbohydrate binding.